GCAUUUAUGACGCCGAUAAUUUUCCCCAUUGAAGGAUAAUCACCGUGAAAGCGAGCGUAAAUGAAAUCUUUGAACUCCAGUUUUGCAGCCUCAAUAUUUUCGUCUGGGAUUAAGACGAAAGGCGCGCCAGAGACAUGUUCUGAUGGGGUUCCCAUCUCCUGCAAUUGAGCAGAACUUUUUAACAACGCAGCAUAGUUCCGGGGACUGUCCAAGUUAUCCGUGGAUUUGAGAUCACUUUUGACCACAGCCGAACCGCCGCAAGGAUUUGAAACCUCCACUGGUGGAGGAAGAAAGGAAUUUGGAGUAGAAGGGGGGGCCUCCUUCAACAUCAACUCAGAAUUGAUUGAAAAACUGGAAUCUGCAACAGCAACAGAACCAGACGCAGGGAAACUAGGAGCAGAGGAAGAACUUGUCGCUGGAAUCGUAGAUCCAGAUGCAACUACGCCGAGGCCAGAGUGGUCGGCGAGAGAGAGAGACCUAUUCUUCUUCUUAGCCAUAGAAGACAGCCCAACAGACCGCAUCAGGCCAUGGACCUUGAAAGACAGAGCAAGAGGUGGACGGGGUUUCUUCUUCUUUGGGAGCAUCGAGACAUGAGGAGGAGAGGAGAAUACAGCAAGAAGACCAAGGAGAGGCAAAGAGUUCUCGCCGGAGAGCGUGGUGCCCACCGACGGCGGAGUUAGGUAAGAAAAACCUAAUCCCCUUUUUUAUCGCAGAGAGAGAAAGAGCCGUUGAGAUUUCAGAGAGCAAAGUUGCACGUAUUAUUCUUCAACAUAGACUGCAGAAAAAUACUAAAAAACUCUCUGUCACUUACUCAUUGCGCAAGCUAAAGUCAAGGUUACGAGAAUAUAUAUCGUGGUCGAACUAAAUCUUGGUUUGCAGCAAGGACUCUACAACACAGAGAUAAACAAUAAAUGGGUGAGAAAAAAGUGACUGAAGAGAAAGAAGAAGCGAUGAAGAUCAAGAAGACCUCUCUUGUCUUCGCCGUUAAUGGAGAAAGAUUCGAUCUCGAUCUCUCUUCUGUUGAUCCUUCUACCACCCUCAUAGAUUUCUUGCGUAACAAGACUCCUUUCAAGAGCGUCAAGCUUGGUUGUGGUGAAGGUGGUUGCGGCGCUUGUGUUGUUCUUCUCUCAAAGUACGAUCCACUCCUCGACAAAGUCGAUGACUACACAGUCAGCUCAUGUCUCACACUCCUCUGCAGCAUCGACGGCUGCUCCAUCACCACCUCAGAAGGCCUAGGCAACAGCAGAGCAGGGUUCCACGCCAUCCACGAACGCAUCGCAGGUUUCCACGCUACACAAUGCGGUUUCUGCACACCUGGCAUGACCGUUUCCAUGUACUCUGCUCUCUUGAACGCUGACAAGUCUUCUCAUGACCCUCCCAGCAACGGCUCCUCAAACCUAACUGCUGCUGAAGCAGAGAAGGCUGUGUCAGGUAACCUAUGCAGGUGUACUGGAUACAGACCCCUCGUGGACGCUUGUAAGAGCUUUGCAAAAGAUGUUGAUAUUGAAGAUCUUGGAUUCAACUCCUUUUGCAAGAAGGGAGAGAACAGAGAUGAUGUUUUGAAGAAGUUGCCUUGUUAUGAUCAUACCUUGUCCUCCACGUUUCCAGAGUUCUUGAAGAAGGAGGUCAAGAUGGAUAUGAGUGUUGAUGAUUCAAGAAAGUACAGAUGGUCAAGCCCUGGAAGUAUCUCAGAGCUUCAAGGUUUAUUACAGGUAGACAAUGGUGUGUCUGUUAAGUUAGUUGCUGGUAACACAAGCACUGGUUAUUACAAAGAAGAGAAAGAGAAGAAGUAUGAAAGAUUUAUCGAUAUAAGGCGGCUUCCUGAGCUCAGUGUGGUAAGAAGAGAUGAGAAAGGAGUUGAGCUAGGAGCUGCUGUUACCAUCUCAAAAGCUAUUGAGGUUCUAAGAGAGAAAGAAAGUGUCUCUAUGUUGGCGAAAAUGGCUACUCACAUGGAGAAAAUAGCAACUAGAUUCGUUAGGAACACUGGAACAUUAGGUGGAAACAUCAUGAUUGCACAGAGGAAACAGUUUCCUUCAGAUCUCACAACCAUACUUGUUGCUGCUAGAGCCACAGUGAAGAUCAUGAGGAUAAGCUCCAAUGUUCAAGAACAGUUUACACUAGAAGAGUUUCUCCAACAGCCUCCUCUUGAAGCCAAGUCUCUUCUUGUGAGUCUAAUGAUUCCAUCUUGGAGACCAUUGAAGAACGGUUCUUCUUCUUCAGAUACUCAUCUCCUCUUUGAAACUUACAGAGCAGCUCCACGUCCUCUAGGAAACGCAUUGGCGUUUCUCAAUGCAGCUUUCUCAGCUGAAGUUUCUUUGAAUGAAUCACGUGAUGGUGUUGUUGUUAAUGAUUGCUUGUUAGCGUUUGGUGCUUAUGGAACCAAACAUGCACACAGGGCGAGGAAAGUAGAAGACUACCUUGUGGGAAAAGUUAUCUCUGAUGAGGUUUUGAUGGAAGCUAUUGGCUUACUUAAAGAUGAGAUAGUACCUGAUAAGGGUACUUUGAAUCCUGGCUAUAAAUCAAGCUUGGCUGUUACUUUCCUCUUUGAGUUCUUUGGAUCUUUAACUACAAAUGGUUUGCUCAACGGAUGUAAAGAGAAUGGUUUUGAAUCUUUGAAACGUGAAGCUAUGUUGUCAUCUGCACAACAGAUAGUUGAAACUCAAGAACAUAGUCCGGUCGGUAAAGGCAUUGUAAAGGCUGGAGCUAAGCUUCAAGCAUCUGGUGAGGCUGUGUAUGUAGACGACAUUCCUUCGCCGAAAGAUUGUUUAUACGGUGCAUUUAUCUACAGUACAAUGCCGUUGGCAAGGAUCAAGAGUAUAAGGUUCAAGGAGAACAGAGUACCAGAGGGAGUUCUUGGCAUUAUAACUUACAAAGAUAUUCCCAAAGGUGGACAAAAUGUUGGUACCAAAGGUUUCUUUACUUCUGCCCUUUUGUUUGCAGAAGAGAUCACUCAUUGUGCUGGUGAGGUCAUCGCCUUCUUGGUUGCAGAUAGUCAAAAGCUUGCAGAUAUUGAAGUAAAUCUUGUUGUGAUUGAUUAUGACACUGAGGGUUUAGAACCGCCAAUACUGUCCGUAGAAGAAGCUGUUGAGAAGUCUAGUUUUUUCGAGAUCCCUCCAUUUCUGAAGGGUAAACCGGUUGGUGAUAUCACCAAGGGGAUGUCUGAAGCUGAACAUAAGAUUCUUGGUUCAAAGAUAAGUUUGGGUUCACAGUACUUCUUCUAUAUGGAGACACAAACAGCUCUUGCAGUGCCUGAUGAAGACAACUGUAUGUUGGUUUAUAGCUCCACUCAAGCCCCUGAGUAUGUACACAGAACCAUCGCUGGAGCUCUUGGUGUUCCUGAGAAUAAUGUCCGUGUCAUUACUAGACGAGUUGGAGGUGGCUUCGGUGGGAAAGUCAUGAAGUCAAUGCCUGUUGCUGCAGCUUGUGCACUUGCAGCAACCAAAAUGCAGCGACCAGUGAGGACAUAUGUGACCAGGAAAACAGAUAUGAUAACAACUGGAGGAAGACAUCCAAUGAAAAUCACAUACAGUGUUGGAUUCAAAUCCAAUGGGAAGGUUACUGCUCUAGACUUAGAGCUGCUACUUGAUGCAGGGAUGAGUGAAGAUAUAAGCCCUCUUAUGCCAUCAGGGAUCCAAGGAGCAUUGAUGAAGUAUGACUGGGGUGCUCUCUCUUAUGAUGUGAAAGUAUGCAAAACAAACACUGUGAGCAGAACAGCUGUCAGAGCUCCUGGGGAUGUACAAGGAACUUAUAUAGCUGAAGCCAUCAUUGAGAAAGUAGCUUCAUAUCUUUCUAUUGAUGUAGAUGAAGUCAGGAAGGUUAAUCUCCAUGCGUAUGAGAGCUUAAAGCUGUUUUAUGAUAAGAAAGCUGGUGAGUCCACUGAGUACACGUUACCACAGCUUUGGGAGAAGCUAGAAGAGUUCUCUGGGUUUAGCCAGAGGAGGAAGGUGGUUGAUAUGUUUAAUGCAUCAAGCAAAUGGAGAAAGAGAGGGAUCUCACGUGUGCCUGCAGUUUAUGGAGUGUCUUCGAGGUUAACACCAGGGAGAGUAAGUGUUUUGAGCGAUGGUUCAGUAGUGGUUGAGGUUCCAGGGAUUGAGAUAGGACAAGGGCUAUGGACAAAGGUGAAACAGAUGGCUGCAUUCUCACUUGGACUGAUCCAGUGUAGUACUACAAGCGAUGAGCUUCUUGAGAAGAUCCGUGUCAUCCAAGCAGACACGUUGAGUUUGGUACAAGGCUCAGUAACUGGUGGUAGCACAAGCUCUGAGGCUAGUAGUGAAGCGGUUAGGAUUUGCUGUGAUGGCUUAGUUGAAAGGCUGUUACCUGUCAAGACUGCUUUGGUUGAGAAAACAGGAGGACCUGUGACUUGGGAUAGCCUCAUCAGUCAGGCUUAUAUGCAAUCGGUGAACAUGUCUGUUAGUAACACAUACUCACCAGAUUUCUACAAUACUCAGUACCUUAACUAUGGAGUUGCAGCGAGUGAGGUUGAAGUAAACAUUUUGACUGGUGAAACAACGAUCCUGCGCACGGAUAUCAUCUAUGAUUGUGGGAAAAGUCUCAACCCUGCUGUGGAUUUAGGACAGAUUGAAGGAGCAUUUGUUCAAGGACUUGGUUUCUUUAUGCUUGAAGAGUACCUAAUGAACUCAGAUGGUCUCAUAGUAACAGACAGCACAUGGACUUACAAGAUCCCAACGGUCGACACAAUUCCAAGACAGUUUAAUGUUGAGAUUCUCAACAGUGGACACCAUAAGAACCGUGUUCUUUCAUCCAAAGCUUCGGGUGAACCGCCAUUGCUUUUAGCAUCUUCUGUUCACUGUGCGGUCCGAGCAGCUGUUAAAGAAGCAAAUAAACAGAUUCAGACAUGGAGUGAUAACCAACAAGGGGUUGAUCUGAGCUUUGAUUUGCCUGUUCCAGCAACAAUGCCUGUUGUGAAAGAGCUUUGUGGACUUGAUGUUGUUGAGAAAUACUUGGACUGGAAAAUCAAGCAGAGGAAGAACAUUUGA
This is a messenger RNA of Eruca vesicaria subsp. sativa (arugula), 4997 nucleotides long. NCBI's taxonomy places the organism in Eukaryota, Viridiplantae, Streptophyta, Magnoliopsida, Brassicales, Brassicaceae. The record is from the annotation of a GenBank genome assembly.